AUGGCGACCUCACUGGCCGCUGGCCAACGUCAGGAGUUUGCCCGUCCUACAAGCCGAGAUGACUUCCAAAUUGCGAUUGUCUGCGCCCUCCCUCUCGAAUACGACGCCAUUUCCUUGCUCAUCGACCAAGUUUGGGACGUCAAGGGUGACCAACACCCAUUUGGCCGAGCACCCGGCGACCCAAACACUUAUAGAAAUGGGCGGAUCUCGAGCUUCAACGUUGUCCUGGUCCUCCUCCCCAACAUGGGAAAGGUAGGAGCUGCCGGGGCGACGGCGAGUCUCCGAUCCAGCUACCCCAACCUUUCCCUGGUCCUCGUAGUCGGCAUUUGCGGCGGCAUGCCUUUCACCAAAGAAGAAAAGGAGGAGGAGAUACUUCUCGGCGAUGUCAUUAUCAGCAAUAUCCUGAUUCAGUACGACUUUGGGAGACAGCUAUCGGACCGGUUUCUUGUCAAAGACAGCAUCGAGGACAGCCUGGGCAGGCCCACCCAGCAUAUCCGUAGCAUGCUCCGGUUACUGGAGGUUGAAUCCAUUCGCGAUGGCGUUGAAGAUGACGCGGCUCAAUACCUCCAGAUGCUCCAGAGAAAGCACGACGGCCAUCCAAAACAGCGAAAGUUGGGCAAAUACAAGUAUCCAGGAGCACACAAGGACAAGCUGUUCGAUUGUUCAUAUGAACACAAACAUCAUGGCCCCUCCUCCUCCUCCUCCUCCUCCUCGGACUGCAGUCUUUGUGCCGCACAGGGGUCGUCUACCUGCGAGCGAUCCAUGGGACUGUCGUGCGAUGAUCUCCACUGUGAUCUCAGUCGUCUAGUUCAUAGGGAGAGACUGGCGGCCCAAAUGCAGAUAUCAGAUCAGCCGGCCUUCUUCCCACUUCGUGUCUUUGUUGGUCGGAUGGGGUCCGGAGACGGGGUGAUUCGUUCUGCCAAGCACCGGCAGGAGCUCGCCGAAAGGGGCGUCAUCGGUGUGGAGAUGGAAGGGGCAGGCGUUUGGGAUCAGUUGCCUUGUAUUGUGAUCAAGGGUGUAUGUGAUUAUGCUGACAGCCACAAAAACAAGGGGUGGCAGGACUAUGCUGCCGCGACGGCUGUUUCGGUAGCCAAGGCAGUCCUGGAACAUUGCGUGACACCAAUGGUGACUGGAAGGGAUCCUUCGUCUUAUGGUUCAGGAUCAGGUCACCAUGCUGUGAUUCACGGAACGGUCUCAACCAUUUUGUCAAGGACGAGUGUCUCCCAUCGGUCAGUUACAUACAUACCUCUGACAAUGGAUGCAGUCAACUACCGCACCACCUGA
Neurospora crassa OR74A is the source of this 1284-nucleotide messenger RNA. RefSeq lists its product as hypothetical. Lineage: Eukaryota; Fungi; Ascomycota; Sordariomycetes; Sordariales; Sordariaceae. Gene Ontology annotation, biological process: nucleoside metabolic process. The record is from RefSeq and is a predicted model, not a curated record. The transcript has 2 exons. Gene Ontology annotation, molecular function: catalytic activity. Bases 1 to 1284 code for a protein of 427 amino acids.